Molecule: messenger RNA, 861 nt
Organism: Exophiala mesophila
Lineage: Eukaryota; Fungi; Ascomycota; Eurotiomycetes; Chaetothyriales; Herpotrichiellaceae
Exons: 1
Coding region: 1-861 (286 amino acids)
Biological process (GO): DNA repair
Molecular function (GO): methylated-DNA-[protein]-cysteine S-methyltransferase activity
Source: RefSeq, a predicted model, not a curated record
AUGACAGAACUCCAAGAUCUUCGCAAUGAAUGGACAAAACUAUACUCGGAGACUCUACCACGACUAGCAAAGGCCAAAGAUCAUGCUCAAUCUAAAUGGCCAGUAACACUGGAUCAUUGCUUCGCUCGCAUCAUUCUGGAUAAUACUGUUGGUCGAGGGAGUCAACAAUGGGACAAAGUCAUCAAAAGGCCAGCAGUGAAAAAUAUGAGUCGAGAACAACUACGUGAUGCCAUUUCAUUGGGUGAGGAUAUCCAGACUGGCAAAGUAGAUCUAUGUCAACUUGACGAGAAGAGCUUGCAAUGCCGAGGAAAGAAUCAGACCAAGUAUGCGAAUAAGCGUAUGCUCGACCGUGGGGGAGACGAUGAUGACUCGGGGAGGAAGACCAAAAUGCCCAAAUCUGGCAAACGGCAGUCCACAUUGACCUUCAAUCUCGAUGCCAGUCGUCCACAAGCACCAAUAGAGCCCAAGCAUCCGUCUGGGGACAUGGCCACACUCAAAGCGACGCUCUCUCGCAUUCAAUCCCAUGCUUCCCUCACACCGUAUCGGAAGAGAUUAUACACAGCUCUUCUGUCGGUUCCCCGCGGCCGCUACACCACCUAUGCCGCCCUGUCCGACUUUCUGGACUCUUCUGCACGAGCUGUUGGCAGUGGUAUGCGCAACAAUCCAUUCGCUCCUGAUGUUCCCUGUCAUCGCGUACUCGCAGCCAACGGAUCGAUCGGCGGUUUUGGAGGCGACUGGGGUAAGGAUGGGAAGCAUGCCAAUAAGAAGAUCGAAUUGCUGACGCAGGAGGGCGUCAGGUUUGAUGUGUCGGGAAAAGUGCUUGGAGAGCCGUUUAAGAAGUUCCACCUCUUUGAGUCGUAG